Messenger RNA from Vicia villosa (hairy vetch), 1497 nucleotides. RefSeq lists its product as uncharacterized. NCBI's taxonomy places the organism in Eukaryota, Viridiplantae, Streptophyta, Magnoliopsida, Fabales, Fabaceae. The record is from RefSeq and is a predicted model, not a curated record. The transcript is spliced from 6 exons. Gene Ontology annotation, molecular function: zinc ion binding; nucleic acid binding. The coding region runs from base 1 to 1497 and encodes 498 amino acids.
AUGAUGCAACAAAUGAUGCAGCAGAACCAGAUGAUGGGUCAAAUGAUGCAAGGCAUGCAGGGACAACAACUUCCUACUCAAGUUCCCGUUCCUCAAGCUACUUCUGGACCAGACUUUCGUGCCUUCUUCAGGAUGGAUCCUCUAGAGUUUGUUGGCAGACUUGAUUCACUUUUGGCUCAUGAUUGGUUAGCUGGUAUGGAAAGGGUGUUUCAGGCUAUUCAGUGUACUAAAGAAGAAAAGGUGAUCUUUGCUGCUCAGAAGAUGAAGGGACCAACUCUUAGGUGGUGGAACACUGCAUCCACUUAUUUCACCACACAAGAGAUUCCUAAGGAUUGGCAACACUUCAAAGUGGCAUUCUUGGAGAAGUAUUUCCCUAAUAGUGUGAGGAAUCAGAAGGAGCGAGAAUUCCAGAACUUCAAGCAAGGUGACAUGUCUGUUUCGGAAUAUGCAGAGAAAUUGAAGAGGGUUCAAGAAGAGAGGAACCAGAACAGGGCUAAUUUUAGGGAGCAAGGAAGAUUUACUCAACACUUGAGACCCCGUAAUCCUCCAUCAAAGAAGAAGCAGGUUUAUGGCGAUCAAUCGGCUCAACCGCCCCAUUGUCGCAAGUGUGGUAGGAAGCAUACCAGGGAGUGCAAGUACGCUUCUGUGACUUGUUUUAGAUGUGGCGAGCAAGGCCACAUAGCUCCACAAUGUCCACAAAAGAGGAUUCCCGAGAAGACUGCAGUUGAUUGUGGAGCCACUCAUUCUUUUGUCUCCACUGAGUGUGUUUACCGACUUGGUUUAGAGGUUAUUCCUUCACCUAAUCCCAUGAUUAUUUCUUCGGCAACGGAUGAUACUGUGGAAGCUCGACUAAUUUGUAAAGAUUGUUCAGUGUCUUUUAAUGAGAAGGCCAUAUUCAUUCCUGAAGAAGAGUCUUCUUCCGAUGAUGCAAUUACCAAGUUGAUAGAAGGUACGAUCAGCGCGGUUAAUUAUCUAUUUUCUCAAGAAAGAUCCUUUCUUUUAGUUCUUUCCAAGGAACCUUUUGUGAGAGUUAAAUUGUCGGAGAUUCCGGUGGUGUGCGAAUUUCCUGAUGUAGUUCCUGAGGAUAUCACUUCUCUUCCUUUAGAAAGGGAAGCAGAGUUCUCAAUUGAUCUUGUUCCUGGAACAGCCCUAGUUUCCAUCAGUCCAUAUAGGAUGUCUCCUAUUGAACUCAGCGAACUGAAGAGCCAAUUGGAAGAGCUUCUUGCUAAGCAUUUUAUCCAACCCAGUCCAUAUCUGGACCAGUUUGUAGUAAUUUUCAUUGACGACAUUCUGGUGUAUUCUCGUACUCCCGAAGAUCAUGAGGAGCAUUUGCGGAUUGUGUUAUCUACUCUUCGAGAGAAGAAAUUGUAUGCCAAGUUCAGAAAAGCCAACAAAGUGGCAGAUGCCUUAAGCAGGAAAGAAUUUCGAGUUGCUGAACUGAUGAUGUUAGAGCAUGGAUUGUUGGAGAAGUUUCGAAAUCUUAACCUUCGGUUUUAA